AUGGCGGGAUCUGGGACUCGCCCUGUCAAGCCGACCUCCCAUUUACCCCCCUUUCUCCCCGCAUCACCCCGCCUUUCCCACCUCUCUUCUUCCCCUCUCUUCCCAACCCGUCCCCCUCCCCCGACCGUCCGCUUUCCCGCUGUCGUUCCGCGCAGGCUGGCCGGCGGAGGCCUCGUGAUAGUGAGCUUCAACGUGAGCGCGGCGGCGGCGGCGGCGGCGGAGGGCGCGGGGGCGAGGAGGGCGCGCGCGGCGGUGCAGUGGGUGUGCCGCGAGGGCGACCCCUGGCAGUACCUCCUCCACUGCGCCUCACCUGGCUGCCCAGCCACCAAGUCCUGCGAACGCCUCGCACUGAGCAGCACCGCUCUGCACCACCACCACCACGCGGACUGGCCCCUGCUCGCAGCUGUGGUGUAUCACGGGUCGCACAACCACCCCCGCCCUCCCGCGCGCGCUCCUCCUGCCUCUCGCACCCCUCCCGCUUCUCGCACCCCUCCCGCUUCUCGCGCCCCUCCCGCCGCUUGCGCCGCGCCGGCUUCUCGUGGUGCUACCGCUGCUGCUACCGCUACCGCUACCGCUGCCGCUACCGCCUCUUCCACGCGCGCCUCUACUGCUGCUGCCGCCACUGCUGCAACCGCAGCCCGCUCGUCUCCUGCUCCCGCAGCCGUGCCUCCUGCCGUGGGACUUCUUGACCUCAACGCGUCUCCCGGGCCAGAGCAGCCCACAAAUGCUGCUGCUGCUGCUGCUGGCAUUGCUGCUGCCGGUGCUACUGCCGAUGCUGCUGCUGAGAUCGCUGGUUCUAAGGGCGAGAAGGUGUGGGUGCAAGGCAGCGGAAGGAACAAGCACGAACCGCAGGAGGAGCAAGGGGAGAAGCAGGCGGAGGCGGCAGAGGCGGAGGAAGAGGCGUGGUGUGUGGCCGAGCGCGAGGAGACGCGAGGGCAGGUGGCGUGGGCAGCGGGGGACGGGCCGGGGUGCAAGCUGCUGCAGCAGGUGUCGCGUCUGCGAUUCGAGAUGGUGAGCGGAGCGAGCGAGGCGGCGUGGCGGGAGACGCUAGAGGAGGAGGUGGCGGAGGGCGGAGUGCUGGCAGACCUAGCAAACGCCCUCCUUGCUUGCAUCUCCAGUGCUGUCUCUGCCUCGGCGUCUGCCUCUGCCUCUGCUGCUGCUGCUGCUGAUGGUGGUGGUAAUGGUGGUGCCUUGCUGCUGUCACCGCAUCAACCUCCCCCAGUGCGCGGAACGGACGCGUUCUGGGCCCUGCUGCACAGCGUGCUGGAUGCGCUCUGCAGCAUGGCUUCGCGCCUCCCCCGCCCCUCCGCGCCCGGGCGCGCGCGGAACAGCGCGCAGGCGGAGAAGGGCGCGCAGGGGGAGAUGGGCGCGCAGGGGGAGAAGGGCGCGCAGGGGGGGAAGAGCGCUCUGGCGGGGGGCGGAGAAGGGGAUGCGCUGGGGGGGAAGGAGGUGUUGGGUGGAGAAGGGAAGGGGGGAGUCGAGGGGAAGGCGGGGGAGGAGAAGGAAGCAGGGGGUGUGAUUGUGAGAGAGGCGGUGAAAGACCAUCUGAGGGGGGAUGGCGCUGGGAAGAACUCAAUGGAUGUGAUUGUGAUGCAAGGACGCAUAGCAGAAGGGAGUGUGGCGGAUGGUGGAUGUGACGUGGUGGUGGGAAGGCCGCAAGCAGCAGCGCCAGAGGUGCAGCCUCAGCUACAGCCACAGCUACUUUCACAGGUACAUGCUGACAUGGAACGAGUUGAAGCGAACAGAGGAAGCAUGGAGAUGCGAGCACGAGCGGAUGGAGACGUUGCGACGGCAGAGAGACAGACGGGGGAACGAUCAGAUGCAGAACGCUCAGAGGCAGAGAAAGCAGAAAAGACAGACAAGACAGGCAAUGCGGACAAGACAGGCAAUGCGGACAAGACAGGCAAUGCGGACAAGACGGAGACGGUUACAACAAAGGGAGAGCGGAAGGCAGAGGACAAGGAAGAGGAGAACGAAGAGAAGAAGGAAGAGAGGGAUGAGGAGGGGAAGGGAUUCAAAGGAGGGCCAGGACAUGUUGACAAGUCGUUGCGGCUCUCUGGGGAUUGCCUGUCUACUCCAGCCGUGCAGUCAUGCUCCGGUGCUGCUGCUCCUGCUCCUCCUCAGGCUACUGCUCUUGCUCCUGCUGUGGGUGCUGCUGCUGCUGCUGCUGCUGCUGCAGCAUCUGCUACUGCCACUGCAGCUAAAGGCACUUGCGAUGCAAAGAGCAGCAGUGCUGCUGACACAGCCAGCUCAGGCGUCAAACAGUUUCUGUCUGCCCUGACUCUGCACCUGGAUUCAUCGCCGCGUGUAAUUGGCACUGCCGGUGCAGCGCCAGCACAAGCCGAUGCCGCAGCUGCAGGCGCAGGAGCAGAAGGAGGAGAAGUGGGUGGUGUGGUGGUGCAUGCAGUGCUUGAGCAGAUGGCUGCUUCUGCUUCUGCUUCUGCAGUGACUCGUCCCUCGCCCCUGAGUACCGGACUAGCUGGUGGUGUUGACGGUGGUGCAGGUGGCAGUGGCGACGGUGGUGGCAGUGGUGGUGUCGUCUUUCGGAAACCUCUAGAUCAGCCAGUUGCUGCACGCUGCGACAGUGACAGCAGGGGCCUGCUCGUAAGUUCCCUCAAAAGAGGUGGUGGUGAUGUGCUUGCAAAGGCUCAAGAGCAGCAGCCGGGCUCUGCAGGGUGUGACAGUGACAGCAAGGGGUUGGGUCAAGUGAAGGUCGAGAGCUGGAGGAGUGCGGAGCUCCAGGGGAUUGACUGGAAGCAUCGGCUUGCUGUUACAGGCACGGGGCUUGCAGUGGGGGGAGGCGGAGUGGGUGGGGGGUGGAGAGAUGGAGGAGGAGGCAGGGAGGAGGUGAGUGGAGAAGAGGACGGAGAAGGGGAGGAGGAAGUCGGGGAGGGGGAAGAUGGGGCAGAGGAAGAUGCAGAUCGCAAAGGGGGGGAGGGCUUGUGUGGUGAGGCCAUGCGGUGUGAUACAGCUUCUGCAAUCGGUGCUUCUGCUGCUGCUGCUGCUGCUGGGUCAGUUCGACUGGGACAGAGCAACAGCAUGUUUGGAGGAGUGGUUGAUCCUGCCGGAAGCUACAUCAACCCAGUGAGCAGUAUAGAAGGAGGAAGAGUGCAACGAGACGCUUGCGCCCAUGCGUCAGUGUACCCAUGCGUCAGUGCGCCCAUGCGUCAGUGUACCCAUGCGUCAGUGCGCCCAUGCGUCAGUGUACCCAUGCGUCAGUGCGCCCAUGCGCCCGUGAGGGGAGUGCAUGCACAUGUGCAUGGGACGGGUCCCGUUCGAGCUGGGCGCAACGUGCUUGGGAUCAUGCCCGUUUGCACCGACACCAACGACGCCGAUUCGCACUCCUAUGCCGCUCACCAGCAGCAGCAGCAGCAACAGCAGCAGCAGCAGCAGCAGCAGCAGCAGCAGCAGCAGCAGCAGCAGCAGCAGCAGCAGCAGCAGCAGCAGCAGCAGCAGCAGCAGCAGCAGCAGCAGCAGCAGCAGCAGCAGCAGCAGCAGCAGCAGCAGCAGCAGCAGCAGCAGCAGCAGCAGCAGCAGCAGCAGCAGCAGUGCCAGGGCAUCAGCAGUCCCACGGGUGCAGAUGGCAGUGCGAGCAGCAGCAGUGGAUCAGCAGCAGCAGCAGCGGCAACGGCAGCAGCGGCAGCAGCCGCGGCGGUGUCGUCGCGACAUCUGCAUCCGGACGGGUGGUCGUGGCGCAAGUAUGGGGAGAAGGCUAUCUGUGGCGUGCAACCGGGCAUGCGUGGCAGGGAGUAUUUCAAGUGCACAGUGCUCACCUGCACGGCUCGCAAGUUCUCCCACCGCCUCUCUCUCUUCCCGGCCUUUGCUGUCGCUUGUCAGUUGCGUGGGCUAACCUGGCAGGCUGAGGUUUCACCUGACCAUUCACCUGACGCCCUUGUUGCCCUGGCAGCAGCGGCACUGGGCAACGCCACAGGCAGACACGUGGCAGCUGCUGAUUUGCCGGAGGUUGCAGCGAUGGCUGUGCGUGUGGUGCGGGCGAAUAAGGCAGCUGUGAGUAAGGUGGGGAAGGUGGACAGUGGGAGAAGGGGUGGGGGAGGAGGGCGGGAAGGAGGAGGAGGAGGAUGUGGAGAAGGAGGAAAGGCGGGGGUUAGGGAUUUGAGUGCUGGGGGGAGGGGGGAGGAGAAGGCUAAGGCGAAGAGUGUGUGUGUCGUGAAGCAGAGAGACCUGAACUCCGUUGUGAGUGGGCGGUUGAGAGAGGAGCAGGAUGGACGCGACUGGAGCAGGUUGGUGAAGGCUGAAUCUGCUGAUGCUGCUGGAAGGACAGCCUCUGCUCCCUCUUGUGUCACCAACGCCAGUGCUGCCGCUGCCGCCGCCGCCACCGCCGCCGCCGCCGCCGCCGCCGCCGCCGCCGCCGCCUCCGUCGCCGCCGCCGCUGCUGCUGCUGCCGUCUCGACACCCAAGAAAGAGGCUAGUUCUUCAGGAGCAGUCCUGAGAGUUGCACGACCACCUGUCGGUGCUUCAACAGCACCAUCUCCAUUUCGCCUUCCCGUUUCUGCUCCUACCAACCCCUACGCUCUCUCUGCUACAGCUGCCGCUGCUACAGCUGCUGCGGCUCUGCCUGCUGCCGUUUCAGGCGCUACAGCCUGUGGUGCAAGAGGGGACGCAUUUGAGGGCAGAGGAGCAAGCAUGGAAGGAGGUCGGAGCACGAGGGCGUUGACAGCAGCAGACAGCCUGGCCGUGUGGCUUGCAUCUCUCACCACCACCAACGCCAACGCCAGGAACCCCCCUGGGAACAGCAAUGCUGGCAACGCUGGUAGCAACGCCGAUAGCCACGCCGUCAGCAACCCCAGCAGCGCCAGCAACGGCAGCAAUGUGAGAGUCACUGCGUAUGCAUCUGCGUCUGCCGCCUCUGCUUCUGCUCCUCCUCCGGCCUCUGCUGUCAAGAGAGCAGCAGGCAGCCCGGCUUGCGAGCCUGCUGUGUCGGGACGUGCUUGCAGCCAGGGAAGCAACGCUUGGAACGGUGGGUGGAGGGGCGGUAGUGUGACUAGGGAAGAGGGCGCACACACUCAGAGGAGCUCGCCUGGUGCAGGCGGGGGAGCGGAAGGGGAGGCAUGGCGAGGGGGCUUCAGAGGGGGUGUGCAAGGAGGAGUGAUGCAGAGGGGGGUUGAAGGAGUGGCAUGGAGUGGAGGGCAAGGAGGGGGGGUGGUGCAGGGGGGCAUGAGUGGGGGGGAUGCAGCGAUGGUGAAUGGGGCAACAGCAGUUGCAGCUGGGCCGGCUACCACAGGGCGUGCAGGGGAUGCAGCAGGGGAUGCAGCAGGGGAUGCAGCAGGGGGCACAGGGGGCACAGGGGGAAGAGAUUCAGAAGGUACCGGUACAGGGGUUACAGGGGGCACAGGGAGGGGUUAA
Molecule: messenger RNA, 5364 nt
Organism: Closterium sp. NIES-65
Lineage: Eukaryota; Viridiplantae; Streptophyta; Zygnematophyceae; Desmidiales; Closteriaceae
Source: the annotation of a GenBank genome assembly